Molecule: messenger RNA, 2852 nt
Organism: Vicugna pacos (alpaca)
Lineage: Eukaryota; Metazoa; Chordata; Mammalia; Artiodactyla; Camelidae
Source: RefSeq, a predicted model, not a curated record
UCCUCCACUCUCUGGCCACCUUGUUACUGGCUGUGCCCGUGUCUCCUCCUUUGCUGGCCCUAUUCAUUCAUUCACUCACUCAUUCAUCCCUCUUCCACACCCUUCCUCCUUUGGCCUUUCCCUCAGUUCAGCCUCCCGCCCUGCUUUCCCCAAAGUUGCUCCGCUCAGGUCCAGCUUCUCUGCUACUACCCUGACCCUCCGACUCGUUUGCUCCUUCAGCUCCUAGAGCUUCAGAUCGGACACUGUCACUCCCUUCAUGAGCCUUGGGGUCAGCGCCCAGUCCAAGCUAAACCACGACCACAGUCCCUGGGUGGGGCUCUCUCCCCCUCGUGACCUUGACCCUGCGGAACCUCGGUCUCGCCCUCCUUGCCGCGCAGCUCCUUCCUGACUCUGGCUGCAGGGGGGCGGGUCUGGGGCAGCGCUGGGCGCGAUGGGCUGCUGACGUCUGACCGGUGGUCUGCGCGGUCGGGUGGGCCUUGGGGCGGAGGGGCACGGACGCGCGUGGCUCGGCUCAGCGCGUAGGUGGGGCCGCCGCGACAGUCCGCAUGAGCCUGGGCACACUGGUCCUCGGUCCUCACGCCCGUCCCGCUCUCACCUUCCGGAUGGACGCCGAGCCCCGAAUGCGAGAUCGAGUGUCCCCAGCGCCUGACUGCAGCUCUGGAGGGCCUGCAGCAGCGUGGCCUGGAGCAGAGGUGUCUGCGGCUGGUAGCCCGGGAAGCCUCAGAGGCAGAGCUGGGCCUGGUGCACAGCCCGGAGUAUGUGGCCCUGUUGCGGGGGACCCAGGCCUUGGGCACCCAGGAGCUCCAGGCCCUGUCUGGACAGUACGAUGCCGUCUACUUCCAUCCGAGGACCUUCCACUGUGCCCGUCUGGCAGUGGGUGCCGCGCUGCAGCUGGUGGACGCGGUGAUGACGGGAGCUGUGCGCAAUGGUCUUGCCCUGGUGAGGCCUCCUGGGCACCACAGCCAGCGGGCUGCCGCCAAUGGAUUCUGUGUGUUCAACAAUGUGGCCAUAGCGGCCAGACAUGCCAAGCAGAAACACGGACUGCACAGGGUCCUCAUCGUUGACUGGGAUGUUCACCAUGGCCAGGGCACCCAGUAUAUCUUUGAGGAUGACCCCAGCGUCCUUUACUUCUCCUGGCACCGCUAUGAGCACAGGCGCUUCUGGCCUUAUCUGCGAGAGUCAGAUGCAGAUGCUGUCGGGCAGGGGCAGGGCCUUGGCUUUACUGUCAACCUCCCCUGGAACCAGGUCGGGAUGGGAAAUGCUGACUAUAUGGCUGCCUUCCUGCACGUGCUGCUGCCCCUGGCCUUUGAGUUCAACCCUGAGCUGGUCCUAGUCUCUGCAGGAUUUGACUCAGCAAUCGGAGAUCCUGAGGGUCAGAUGCAGGCCACUCCAGAGUGCUUUGCCCACCUCACUCAGUUGCUGCAGGUGCUGGCUGACGGCAGGGUCUGUGCUGUGCUGGAGGGUGGCUACCACCUGGAGUCACUCUCCCAGUCUGUGUGCAUGAUGGUGCAAGCGCUGCUGGGCGACCCUGCCCCACCCCUGUCAGGGCCCAUGGUGCCACACGGCAGCGCCCUGGAGUCUAUCCAGAGUGUCCGGGCAGCCCAGGCCCCUUACUGGAUGAGCCUCCGGCAGCAAGGUGCAGCCCCUGUACUGAGUUCCAGCACCUGCUCCCCCGAGGGGAAGCCCUCGCCUCUGCUGCCCUGGGGGCCCGAAUUCAAGGCAGCAGGUACCCAGACCAUGGCUGCCCUGAGCUCCCUCCUGGACAAGCUGUGCCUCAACCCCACGCCCCCUGUCCGCACAGCUGUUGCCUUGACUGCACCAGAUGCUGCGCUGGUCCUGCCCCCGGGUGUCCUCUGUCAGGAGAGGUCAGCCCUGCCGGAGGAGAUGCAGGCCUGGGCCAGGCCACACAAGGCCCUGGCCCAGGACAAGGCCCUCACUGCACUGGGGAAGGUCCUGUAUCUCUUGGACAGGCUCCUGGAUGGACAGGUGAGCAGUGGGAUUGCAGCCACCCCAGCCCCUGCCACAGCGGCCACCCUGGACGUGGCCAUUCGGUGUGGCCUGUCCCAUGGAGCCCAGAGACUGCUUUGUGUGGCUGUGGGACAGCUGGAUCGGCCCCCAGAUCUCACUGAUGAUGGGAGGACUCUGUGGCUGAACAUCGGGGGCAAGGAGGCAGCUGCCCCGUCCACAUUCCACGUGUGUGUGCCCCUGCCAGGGACUACUGGUGGUUUCCUGAACUGUGUCCUGGCCCUGGUGCUGCCCCUGGCCUACAGCUUCCAGCCUGACUUGGUGCUGGUGGCACUGGGGCCCACCCAUGGCUUGAGGGAUCCCCAAGCUGCGCUCCUGACUGCACUGCUGCGGGGCCCAGCAGGGGGCCGAGUCUUGGCCCUCAUAGAUGAGGAAUCCACACCCCAGCUUGUGGGGGUCCUGGCCGGGGUGCUGCAUGGAGAGGCACCCCCUAGCCUGGGCCCCUUCUCCAUGGCCUCCCCAGAGGACAUGCAGGCCCUGAUGCACCUGAGAGGGCCACUGGAGCCACAGUGGAAGAUGCUGCAGGUGGCCGCGUCUCCUUGAGUGCUGUGACCUGGUAGCUUGAAAUCCGCCAGGAAAGGCGUAUUUCCAUGCUGGAUAAGUCACUACAGACCGGUCCCCAAGAGCCGGUUGUUAACUGUUCACCAGCACACCUCUGCCUGAGGCUUCUGUCCCGAGGGCCAGGCCACCCGGCUGCCAAGGACACCGGCUCAGGGGCUCCAUGCCCCCUGCAACGGCCUGGAAUCCCUCUCCGGGACCCGCCUCUCCCGAACAGCCCCUGCCUCGCUCCCUCCAAGCCCAAUAAGUAAACGUCAGCUCAGCGAAAA